This is a messenger RNA of Engraulis encrasicolus (European anchovy), 667 nucleotides long. RefSeq names its product CD59 glycoprotein-like. The transcript has 4 exons. The record is from RefSeq and is a predicted model, not a curated record. Lineage: Eukaryota; Metazoa; Chordata; Actinopteri; Clupeiformes; Engraulidae. Bases 42 to 326 code for a protein of 94 amino acids.
ACCUGAAGUCCAACUCCUCAUCUGAACAGCAGAAAGAAAGCAUGAAGACUCUUCUGAUUGCAGUGCUGCUGACACUGGCAGUGGCCAACGGGCUGGCACUGGAGUGUAGACGCUGUGUUCCGUCCACGCCAGGUGGGCGCUGCACUGUUACCACGGAGACAUGCCCGUCAAACAUGGACGCAUGUGUGGCCGCCAGGUUCCUGAUUCAGCCCUUCUCGUACUUCAACAGGUGCAUUAAGAUGUCGGACUGCAGGAUCCUCCAGUCGAGCCCCUACAUUAAGGCCAACUGCUGCCAGACCGACCUCUGCAACAUAUCCAGCCUCUAGAGCCAGGGUUGCCACAUGAGACCGAUUUACAGCCCAAAAAAAGGUCAAAACCUGCCUGGAAGCACUAAAUCCAGCACAAUUUGAACUAUAUAAUAUUGAUUUUUUUUAUUGUCAUAACUCGUCAGAAAAGCCUGCCCAAAUGCCAUUUUUACCCGCAGACGGCCGUUCUAAGCAGCCCAGUUGGGCAGGAGAUCGCCCAAUCUGGCAACAUUUUAGUUUAGAUCAAAGCUGUGAUUAUCAAAUGCUAACUGCUGCCAGACCAACAGCUGCAACUUCUCCAGCCUUGUUAAGCCUGAGAUCCCUAACCUCACCUAACCCUAACUCUGCUAUUUUCUAUUCGG